UGCUACUUGAUAACUUGUAACUCGAACUUCAACUGAAAGACCAGAAAGUUGCCAAGCGAAAUAGAGACACUCGUAGGGAAGUUCCACGACUUUUGCGCAUUUCCAAUUUUCCAUUUGAUAUAGCCGCUAUCAUGAAUAAUAACGAUGUCGAAAUAAAUGAUGGUGAACAAGAAAAUAUAACUAGUGACGCACAGAAACCAGACAAGAUGUUCACUUUAAAGAAAUGGAAUGCUGUAGCUAUGUGGAGCUGGGAUGUGGAGUGCGACACUUGUGCCAUUUGUCGAGUUCAAGUUAUGGAUGCUUGCCUUCGGUGCCAAGGGGAAAAUAAACAAGAUGACUGCGUUGUUAUUUGGGGAGAAUGUAAUCACUCCUUUCAUAAUUGUUGUAUGAGCCUGUGGGUGAAGCAGAAUAAUCGUUGCCCUUUGUGUCAGCAAGAAUGGUCUGUUCAGAGAGUAGGAAAAUGAUUUUUUGAUUAUGUAGAAAAAAAUUUUUAUCUUCCCUUGUGUAAAACAUGUACUAUUGGUUUAUAGAAUGAAAUGUGUUUUAAGUUGUCUUUCAUAAUUUAUGCUCUAUACUAUUGAAUUGUCUCUUAUUUUAAUUGUUUAGUUAUUGUUUUUAGGUAUUUUUUCCAACAUAAGUAUAGACUUUCUCAGUCAUUGUUCUAGUUUCAGUAUAUCUCUGUUUCUUAGAAUUUUUAUUAUACAACAGCAAAUAAAGAUUUUUAGUAUGGA
Macrobrachium nipponense is the source of this 731-nucleotide messenger RNA. It is a transcript of the gene Roc2, whose product is annotated as RING-box protein 2-like. Gene Ontology annotation, molecular function: zinc ion binding; cullin family protein binding; ubiquitin protein ligase activity. The record is from RefSeq and is a predicted model, not a curated record. Lineage: Eukaryota; Metazoa; Arthropoda; Malacostraca; Decapoda; Palaemonidae. Gene Ontology annotation, biological process: protein ubiquitination; ubiquitin-dependent protein catabolic process. The coding region runs from base 132 to 464 and encodes 110 amino acids. The transcript is spliced from 2 exons. Gene Ontology annotation, cellular component: nucleus; Cul5-RING ubiquitin ligase complex.